AUGUCUUACGCAACUCGCCCAAUCGGCUCACAUGUCCGUGGCUCUUCUGUUGGCCAUUCCUUGGGCGCCUCUGGCCAGUCUGCGGCUCUUGUUCAAAAGAUUGAGGACAAAAAAGCUGAGCUUGCGGCGCUGAAGCAACUUCAGCAGCUAAGCGCAGGUGUAGCUGACCAGAUGCAAAUACUGGAGGAGAAACUGUCUACAUUGGCUAAUGGUACUGAAGCUGUCGCCGCAGUACUUUCAAACUGGCAUAACGUUCUGCGUGCCAUUAAUAUGGCGUCUAUGAAGCUACCUAAGCCGAAGAACACGGAAGAGCAAGAAGAUGACGCCAAGAAAGAGGAGACACCGCUUCCACAAACUCUUGUGCGCAUUCCCACCCAGUCGGCUGCCCUUCUGCCACAGUUGUCCUCGGGAGAAACCGCCGAUUGA
Messenger RNA from Pseudovirgaria hyperparasitica, 426 nucleotides. RefSeq lists its product as uncharacterized. Gene Ontology annotation, biological process: attachment of spindle microtubules to kinetochore; mitotic cell cycle. The transcript has 2 exons. The coding region runs from base 1 to 426 and encodes 141 amino acids. The record is from RefSeq and is a predicted model, not a curated record. NCBI's taxonomy places the organism in Eukaryota, Fungi, Ascomycota, Dothideomycetes, Acrospermales, Acrospermaceae. Gene Ontology annotation, cellular component: mitotic spindle; mitotic spindle pole body; mitotic spindle midzone.